Tupaia belangeri chinensis (Chinese tree shrew) is the source of this 6467-nucleotide messenger RNA. RefSeq names its product glucagon like peptide 1 receptor (gene GLP1R). Gene Ontology annotation, biological process: cell surface receptor signaling pathway; positive regulation of blood pressure; adenylate cyclase-activating G protein-coupled receptor signaling pathway. Gene Ontology annotation, cellular component: plasma membrane. The record is from RefSeq and is a predicted model, not a curated record. Gene Ontology annotation, molecular function: peptide hormone binding; glucagon-like peptide 1 receptor activity; glucagon receptor activity. Lineage: Eukaryota; Metazoa; Chordata; Mammalia; Scandentia; Tupaiidae.
AUGUGUACAUCUCAACCUGUGACUGUGUGUCCACCAGGGUCUCCGUAUGUGAGCGUGACAUCUUGGUGUCACAUCUGGGUGUGUGCUGGGCCCCCUCCUCCUUCCCUCUCCCAGGGUGCCACCGUGUCCCUCUUGGAGACAGUGCAGAAAUGGCGAGAGUACCGCCGCCAGUGCCAGCACUUCCUGACUGAGGCUCCGCCCCCGGCCACAGGCCUGUUCUGCAACCGGACCUUUGACGACUAUGCCUGCUGGCCGGAUGGACAGCCGGGCUCCUUCGUGAACGUCAGCUGCCCCUGGUACCUGCCCUGGGCCAGCAGUGUGCUGCAGGGCCACGUGUACCGGUUCUGCACGGCCGAGGGCCUCUGGCUGCACAAGGACAACUCCAGCCUGCCCUGGAGAAACCUGUCGGAGUGCGAGGAGUCCAAGCGAGGGGAGAGAAGCUCCCCCGAGGAGCAGCUCCUGUCCCUUUACAUCAUCUACACGGUGGGUUACGCACUGUCCUUCUCGGCUCUGGUUGUCGCCUCGGCCAUCCUCCUCGGCUUCAGACACCUGCACUGCACCCGGAAUUACAUCCACCUGAACCUGUUUGCGUCCUUCAUCCUGAGAGCACUGUCCGUCUUCAUCAAGGACGCGGCGCUCAAGUGGAUGUACAGCACGGCUGCGCAGCAGCACCAGUGGGACGGCCUCCUCUCCUACCAGGACUCGCUGGGCUGCCGCCUGGUGUUCCUGCUCAUGCAGUACUGCGUGGCGGCCAACUACUACUGGCUGCUGGUGGAGGGCGUGUACCUGUACACGCUGCUGGCCUUCUCUGUCUUCUCGGAGCAGCGCAUCUUCAGGCUCUACCUGAGCAUAGGCUGGGGUGUUCCCCUGCUGUUUGUUACCCCCUGGGGCAUUGUCAAGUACCUCUAUGAGGACGAGGGCUGCUGGACAAGGAACUCAAACAUGAAUUACUGGCUUAUUAUCCGCCUGCCAAUCCUCUUUGCCAUCGGGGUGAACUUCCUCAUCUUCGUCCGGGUCAUCUGCAUUGUAGUGUCCAAGCUGAAGGCCAAUCUCAUGUGCAAGACGGACAUCAAGUGCAGGCUUGCCAAGUCCACGCUGACCCUCAUCCCUCUCCUGGGGACCCAUGAGGUCAUCUUUGCCUUCGUGAUGGACGAGCAUGCUCGGGGCACCCUGCGCUUCAUCAAGCUGUUCACGGAGCUCUCCUUCACCUCCUUUCAGGGGCUGAUGGUGGCUAUCUUAUACUGCUUCGUCAACAACGAGGUCCAGAUGGAGUUUCGGCAGAGCUGGGAGCGCUGGCGGCAUUUCCUCAUCCAGAGGGACAGCAGCAUGAAGCCCCUUCAGUGUCCCAGCGGCAGCCUGAGCAGCGGGGGCACGGUGGCAGCAGUGUGUACGCAGCCACCUGCCAGACGUCCUGCAGCUGAGAUUCCAGCACUGGCCCUCUCUGUGGUCCUUGCUGCUUACGGGGCAGCCAUUCCAGACAGGCAAAUGGGCACUGCCUCCUGGGACCGUGGACACAUUUCUCCGAGGAGAAGCAGCCUGCUAAUUUGAUCACUGUGGCUAGAGGAGAGGAAAAACGAUUGCUGCGAAAAUGAGGAGGAUUUCUUCCCGUUAAGUCACAAGGCCCUUGGGUUCCCCCAGACAGAGCAGCAAAUCAACCCCACACUCAAGACUCAAGGUCAACGGCUUAUUAGUGGGAUCGGGGCUUGCAAGGGAGGUGGCUCUGGAAGUGGCCGAUACAACCUCAGUCAAACCCAGCGCUUGGGUGAGGGGGGGCCAGUCCUGCUUACGUCUGGUUGGGGUCACCACCCUCACCUUCCUGCUUGUUAAGGGAGACUUUGUUGCAGGCUUCCCUGCCCCUCACCUCACAUCCCAGGUUCUCCCUGGGCACUGGGGAAAGAGGGGCUUUUUGGGGCCACCACCAGCAGCUUUCACUGGAAGUCGCUGUGGGUACUGUUAAAGUAGGCACUGAGAAGAGGCCUGAAGACCUCCUCCCUGGUGCCUACUUUCUCCUGGGCAUUUGAGCUGCUCUGGUGCCUGUUUCCACCAGGCCUGGGGAACCGGGACAGGUCUCCUGCCAAGGAGCCCAGCUCUGGGGGAGGCACAGCGCUCAGGUAUGAGUCCCCACUUCCAUUCUGAAAAUGCUCACGAGUCCCCUGGGGUUCGUCAAAGGGCACUUUAGGAAAAUCCACGUUGUGGGUGUAGAUGACCUGCCCCUGGCAGGAACCUAAAGGCCAGAGCUCCUUGCCUCCACCUCUCCAUGGAAAUACCUCCUAAAUGUGAUCAGAUUCUGUGUCUUGAGUGGGAGUUGGGUACACUCGCUAACUUUAGUGGAUGUGACCAAAAAGAGACUCUCCCAGGAAACCGACAGUCCCAGAGUUACCAUGAAAGUCAGUUCUCUUUGCUUUUGCAACCCCCCACUUGGGAGCCUGUAUGUACUUAUUCAUUUUUUUCCACUACUGUGAAUGGUCUGUGUGUUCUAAUGUGCAAUUCUGAUUCCUCCCACCUGAUGGAAACAAGAACUAAAUCACUGUUGUGAUACUGUGUGGGGGAGUGGGGUCGUAAUUGGUUUGACUCACCUACACUUUGAGCUAAUUUCUGUUUACACGGCCUUCAGCCUCAUCCCAUAAAUAACGAGCCACAGAAAAGCUGGCUGGGGAAAGCCUAUCAAUCCUGCCCCCAGCUAUGAGAAGAAAGCAGAUGCACCGCAGAGACCCCAACACUUGCAUGCAUGCAGAGAAGUUUCCAGAGCAGGAGAGAACUCCUGGGAAUCUGGACCUCCUGGGAGGGCAGAGGGAGAGCCUUCUGAUGGGUUCUUUCACAAGUUGAACUCCCCCUCCUCUUCCUUUUUAAAUGGUAGGAGACCCUCCCCAAAGCCUUACAUCAGAAGCAUUCUCCCCUGCCCCUCAGAGAGGCAUGCGAUGUGCAGAGAAGAUAAUGGGACAUAAAACACACCAGGCAGAACGUUUCUUAUCCUUGAGCUUCAGUGAAGUGUGCGUUAAUAGGGAAGCUGAACCUGGGGCUAAAGGAAGGGAUCUGCAGAUUGCCUCCUUGACUGCCACCAUGUGCGGGAGGGAGGGGCAGCCGUGCUUCCCGGAACAGAGACCAGCUCUCCAGUAGGCAUCACUUUCUGCUUUCUUGGUUUUUGUUUUGUUUUGUUUUUGUUUUUGUUUUGCAGGGAGAGGACAGAUGAUAACUGGUGGUUGAUAUGGGCUCUGGUGCAGGUGUCUGGAUUUUGUUUAAAUUGGAAGAUUUUAAAAAUCAUUUUAAAAAAUUACCCAGCAACCAAAAUAGAGGCCGGUUGAUAUGAUCUUUGAAAUAAAGUAUCAAGUGGAGGGACUGUGGGGAAGAAGGGCUUAUGUAGGCACCCGGGAAGCUUGAUUUGGUGUUUAAGCUGUGAGUAGAGUUCUCGUCCCAAGGGGACCAGGAGAUUCCCGAUUUCAGAAGGCUCAUCACCAACCCCCUGCACCUCAAGCCUUUUAGCACUGAGCAAGUUUUCCCCUUGCAGAUACAUACCACACGCUGAACUGAAUAAAUCGUUUCUUUGCUCCAAGACCCCGUACUAUUAAUAUUCCUUUGAAUGCCACUGCACUCCCUCCAAGCUAUUUCCAAACUUGCCUUGGCUAAAUAUAACCCUACCAGGUCUGGGAACUAUCGAAUGCAGUGUACUCUGAAAUUCCUCUAGCUGUUUACAUGCCUGAUGCCACAGUCUGGCGCGGGCUGAGAACUUUCUCGGCUGCCUUUGUCCUGAAGGUACUACUGCGGACCCGCUGGGGGUACGCGCUGGUUUCGCAGCGGCUGCGCAGCCAGCGAGGUCUGACAGCCUGUGAAUAGCGGCUGAGUUCAGCACCCCGGCCAGCUCCCUCUGACUGGUAGGGGCUUAGAUGGUUGGCAUUCGGGUCUUAGAGCAUCUACUCCACAGAACGACAGCCAACCAUUUACACUGCAAGGUUACUUUCCCUUUAAAACGACUUUCUAGAUUUAGGAUUAGCUUCAGUGCACCUCCCGCUGCAGACCGCGCUGAUGGAGUUCUGCAGACGCAGAACAAGGAAAGACCUUGGCGGUCCCUUCUGCGCUACAGAAGCGAGGAGUGAGGCUUGCAAAGGUGACUUGUCUAGGAUCACGGCAGUAGAUAGUGACUGAGCUGGGCCAGGACCGGGCCAACCCCUGCCUUCCGGUCCAGAGAGGCCUCCCAGAAGGACAGAUAAAAAGUACAAAUGGGUAUCCAAGAUAAUCUUGACUCAAAGUCUGUAUUGUUAGCCAGAAUUUCUACUGAUGAGAAAACAGCAGCAAAGGUAGACACACCAGAUGGGGAAAGUGUCAUUCCUCGGUAAUCUAUACGCGUGAGAGGAGAGGAGGGUAUGCUUUAUUAUUUCUCCUCUAGCACCUCAUGUAUUCCUGUCUUAAAAUUAAGAAGCAAAAUGUAUCAGAGCACACGUGUGCAUGGAAGCAGCAUGUGAGCCACUCGGGAUAGCAAAUCCAGCAUUCUUUUAAUGGGUUGGCGUCCGUGUUUCCUAAUGCCUCGGUGUUUGGUACUGUUUUUCAAAAGUGACACUGAGAACCACAAAGAACCUAAAAGAGGAUCUUGAACCUCCCCCUUUGCCUUCCUAGUACUCCCUGAAUUUGGAGAAGACUAGCAAACUGGACAACUGUAGCCUAGUGACAAUGACACAGUCACCACACAGGGCAAAUUAAGUUGAUUCACAUGGACGGCCUGAAAUCUCCAUCGCCCGCAUCAGUGUCACCACGUUUCAGCCUCCCCCCAGCUCCCUCCUUUGUCUCUUUCUUCCACAAGAACAGUGUGUGUGUGUGUGUGUGUGUGUGCAUGUGCACGGCAGCAUAAAGUUAGGAGAUGAUGAAUCCAGCGCCAUCACACCCACUGUGAAGGUCACGGGACUGCACAGCCACGGGCGAGGCUGGCUGGGAGUCUAAGUGGUAGAUGCGUCCCCUCCAUGCGCAGACAGGGCUCCCAUUACUGCUAAUGCCUGCGACGUGCUCAGGGAAGGCGAACUAUAUUCCGAAGGUUUAUUUUCCUUCCACUGAAUUGAUUCUAAUCUACAGUGCUGACCCUGCUUUUGGCUCCAAGGAGGCAAACUAUAAAAAAAUCCUCAAAUAAAAUAUGUAGGCUUUGAAUGGCAUGCAAAACCUGCAGCAGGAACCAAAUUAGUAUGAACUAUUUUUGUUGUUGUCGUUGUUCUCCUUUUUGUGGCUAGAUUGCAUUCCCUUGGGAAAGAAAAUGGCCGCCAAUGUGAGAAACUUCUACAGACAACAUAGCCAUGCCCCAGUGCUGUUUCCUGCUGGCCAGACCAGCUCUCUGGCCCUGCGAGGCCCAUAUCGGGCAGCGUUGUUAAGCAGCAUAGUUCCAACCCUUUACCUAAUGCCACAGUGUGUCUACAGUAGCUAUAAUUCCUUCUGCCGUGUCGGUGGAUAUGGGUAGGCAGGAGGGAGGUGAGCAUUAUGAUUUUCCAGUCACUCCCCAAGUUUCUUGGACUUCGCCGGUAUCUGAAUCUCUCAGAGGGGAGAGUUUUCGCUGCUCCCUGCUGGUUUUCGUAGCCACUGUUUUCCAGGCCCUUACCCAGCAGUGGCUGUCUCUUUUCCCUGAGGCGUCCAGACUCCCUCCCCACCCUGUUCCGCAUGCCCCCUGCUAUCUCAGUAAGAGAUAACCCUGGGAGCCGUACUGCGAACGCCACGUUCUCAGCUGUGACCCAUUUGGGAUGAAGCUGAGCGUGAGGUGCUGCCAGGACUGAAAACUGUGCCCCGUUCCACACUGAGGCGCAAGGAGGAGGGUGGCAGCCAGCAGCCUGCAUCCUCCCUUACACUGGGGUGAUGCCACCUUUCUGGUGGGGCCUGCCAGACUAUCAGUAACAACGCAACCCAGCCAAUCUAGCGUGACUAAUGAUCUCUGUAGCAAAGCAGUCCAGGAGAAGAACAACAUGAGAAUGUUUGGAUGUAGUAAGGAGAGAGCUUCCACCAGUUUGGACCUUAGAACAAAUUCAGUUCUCUGCUGCUUUGCAGGAGAGCCAGAGGGGCCCGUGAGGAAAGGGCUUCAUUUGCUCCAGGCAGACAGGCCUGGGUCCUACUAAACACUUAACUUCCAAACCUGUGGUUUUUCUAAGCUCCUCCUUCUAAAAAAAGAAUCCUCACAUCCUCAAAGCAGAUAAACCUCCACAUCCCAAGGGUUGGGGCGGCAUUUGAUGCAGAUUUUUAAAUGCAACAAGACAGAGGUGAGCUAAACUCUCAAGAGGGACCGAGGUACAUUUCUAUCUUCAGUGCUCUUGGGGGAUGUUUGCUUUUCAUGAAUGUUUAAACGAGAUCAUUUUCAUGCAAUUCCUUAAUAUAUAAAUUCAUGUAAAAUAUGACCUGUGUCUAUAGGUAGCGAAUGUGCACGGUGUAUAAUCCCUCGUGUAGAUGUGAAUGGAUGCAGCUCGUUCCUCAUUUGCCUUGUAAGUCAAAUAAAAGCCUGUCACUAC